This is a messenger RNA of Drosophila mojavensis, 701 nucleotides long. It is a transcript of the gene Burs, whose product is annotated as bursicon. Gene Ontology annotation, biological process: animal organ morphogenesis. Lineage: Eukaryota; Metazoa; Arthropoda; Insecta; Diptera; Drosophilidae. The record is from RefSeq and is a predicted model, not a curated record. Gene Ontology annotation, molecular function: receptor ligand activity; BMP binding. The coding region runs from base 96 to 614 and encodes 172 amino acids. The transcript is spliced from 3 exons.
CACAUAUAUAAGAGGCAUCAGUCGGCUGAAAGCGUUUUCCAUCCGGAGGCGUCGCGACCUGGACUUGACUGAGGCUAAAACUGAGCUAGAGAAAAAUGCUGCGCCAUGUGCUACGCCACGAGAACAAGAUAUUCGUGCUCAUAUUGUUGUACUGCGUUCUGGUUAGCCUGCUGAAGCUGUGCAUGGCCCAGUCGGAGGGUACGGCGACUGCCACUGAUAAUGAUAUUGGGCAUCUGGGCGACGACUGUCAGGUGACGCCCGUCAUCCAUGUCCUGCAAUAUCCCGGCUGUGUGCCCAAGCCAAUACCCUCCUUCGCCUGUGUAGGUCGCUGUGCCAGCUAUAUACAGGUCUCGGGAAGCAAAAUUUGGCAAAUGGAGCGCUCCUGUAUGUGCUGCCAGGAGUCGGGCGAGCGCGAGGCAGCCGUCUCGCUCUUCUGUCCCAAGGUCAAACAUGGUGAGCGCAAGUUCAAGAAGGUUCUCACCAAGGCUCCAUUGGAGUGCAUGUGCCGACCAUGCACUUCGAUCGAAGAGUCGGGAAUCAUUCCGCAGGAGAUUGCCGGCUACUCGGACGAGGGCCCGCUCAACAAUCACUUCCGACGCAUUGCCUUGCAGUAAUUCGAAUACCAAAAAUAAUAGAAAACAUCAUUAGCAUAGCAUUUUGCACACACAUUUGCACUUAAAAUAAAAUUAACAAACGCAUUA